Molecule: messenger RNA, 567 nt
Organism: Gadus chalcogrammus (walleye pollock)
Lineage: Eukaryota; Metazoa; Chordata; Actinopteri; Gadiformes; Gadidae
Product: histone H3.3A
Exons: 4
Coding region: 120-530 (136 amino acids)
Cellular component (GO): nucleosome
Molecular function (GO): structural constituent of chromatin; DNA binding; protein heterodimerization activity
Source: RefSeq, a predicted model, not a curated record
UCACGCUGUAGUAUUUAUAGCCCUCACCAACUCUCGCUACACACACACACACAACGCGAAGGAAGAGUUCAGUCGUUUUUCUAAUCCUCAUCGUUAAAUCCUCACACGUUUAGUGCGCCAUGGCCAGAACCAAGCAGACCGCCCGUAAGUCCACCGGAGGAAAGGCGCCAAGGAAGCAGCUCGCCACCAAGGCUGCGAGAAAGAGCGCGCCGUCCACCGGGGGCGUCAAGAAGCCUCACCGUUACAGGCCGGGUACCGUGGCUCUCAGGGAGAUCCGUCGCUACCAGAAGUCCACUGAGCUGCUGAUCCGCAAGCUGCCCUUCCAGCGGCUGGUCAGGGAGAUCGCCCAGGACUUCAAGACCGACCUGCGUUUCCAGAGCGCCGCCAUCGGCGCCCUUCAGGAGGCCAGCGAAGCCUACCUGGUUGGUCUGUUUGAGGACACCAACCUGUGCGCCAUCCACGCCAAGCGGGUCACCAUCAUGCCCAAGGACAUCCAGCUGGCCCGCAGGAUAAGAGGCGAGCGUGCCUAGAGGAGAUCCCCCCGGGCCGACCAGCGACCCUAUUUAU